AAGUGCUCGUCAUUGUGCACCAUGGUGGCCGGUGGUAGUAUCUACUGCCUCUCGUCCUCGCGGAGCUUCUACAGGAGCUCUACCGCCUGGUGUCAAGGCUGCAAGCGCCGGCUCGGUGGCGGCGUGUCGCUCUUUGUGUUUUUUUUUUGCUUCUGGCGAACGUUUUUCGCCACCAGCAGCGACCUUCCUCCCCCCUAAGGUAGCCGACCGGGGCGUGGGUGCAAGGAGAGUGCGAGAGCGAGAGCACACGCCACACGCCACUCACCCUCUCCGAAACUUUGCGGACACGUGUGAACGUAGGCGUCGUCGUCUUCCGAGUCUGUUUCGCCUGUGAGCAACCUGCGGUCAAUGCUGCAAGGUAGUCUGGGCAUGGCGUCGGGAGGCUCCGCCCGUCUCAUGGGCUGCCCGCCGCCGCCCACGCCUGCGUCGACGCCGCGGUCGCUCCGCGGUGGCGUUGGCACCUCGCCGUCGGAGAUGUACGCGGCGUACGCGGCCGGCAACGCCCGCAGCGAGGCCGAAGGCGACGGCGACGGGUCGGGCGACUACUCGUCGGACACCGAGUCGUUCGGCGCGUCUGGCCCGCUUGAGUGCGUCGGCGUCCUUGAGAUGGACCAGGAGGAGGCUUCGCCGAUGGUGUCGGCGACAGUCAUCCGGUCCGGGCGCCGCCCGGGCAUGCCCACGGCGUCGCUUGUCGACGUCUUUCCACCGACCGAGCCGCUCUUCCGCGGCUACGUCGGCAAGCGCGGGACUUGUGGCGAGCCCGAAAUCCAGGUCCUUGGCGACGGCUUUGCUGCCCGCGCCCGGACCCGCAAGCGCCGGUCAGACUCGGACGGCAACGAUGACGACUACGGCCCGCAGACCUCGCCGAACGCCCCGUACUCGGUCCCGCCCUCCAUUUCAUCCUCGCCCUCGGGCCUCUUCAUUGCUGGCCAGGGCCAGUCCUCGCGUCGCUCAUCGCACUCGACUUCGCCCUCGCCCAUGCCGGGCGCCUACGGCUCGCCCGUCGUCGCCAUGCACGCGUUUGCCGCCAUCCCGGCUCGCGCCUCCAAGAAGAAGCGCGGUCUCAACUGACGCCACGCUAUGCUCAGCCAUGCUUAGCCGGGCUCUCUCCCACCUGGGCCAAUAAUGUAAAGAUGGACCCAGAUACUGAAA
Molecule: messenger RNA, 1152 nt
Organism: Thecamonas trahens ATCC 50062
Lineage: Eukaryota; Apusomonadida; Apusomonadidae
Exons: 1
Coding region: 349-1071 (240 amino acids)
Source: RefSeq, a predicted model, not a curated record